Molecule: messenger RNA, 1200 nt
Organism: Micromonas commoda
Lineage: Eukaryota; Viridiplantae; Chlorophyta; Mamiellophyceae; Mamiellales; Mamiellaceae
Exons: 1
Coding region: 1-1200 (399 amino acids)
Source: RefSeq, a predicted model, not a curated record
AUGCACGCGACGAGGACCGCGCCCGCGCGCCUUCGCGCGCCGGCCAUCGCCGAGGGCUAUCGCCGCACGUCCCGCGCGCGCGUCAACCGCCUCACCCGCGCGUCCGCCGCGCCGUUCUACACCCCAGCCACCGACUACGUCGCGCAGAAAAAGAUGCUCGAGGUUGGGGUAAGGACGCCCCCGCUCGGUCUCGGUCUCGCGGCGUUGGGCCGCCCGGGGUACAUCAACAUCGGCCACGACGCCGACAUCAAGGGCAAAAGCAUGGACGAGAUGCGAGCGCACGCGCACGAGACCCUGGACGCCGCGUGGGCGAUGGGCGUCAGGUACUUCGACUGCGCCAGGUCGUACGGAGCCUCCGAGGAGUUCCUCUCGUCGUGGCUCCAGUCACGGAACAUCCCGCACGACAAGAUCGUGGUGGGCAGCAAGUGGGGGUACACCUACACCGCCGACUGGAGGGUCGACACCGACGGCGAGGCGCACGAGGUCAAGGAGCACACCGCGGAAAACCUCGCGCGGCAGUAUCCCACGUCCGCCGACCUGCUCGACCCGUACCUCCGCCUGUACCAGAUUCACUCCGCAACCGCGGAAUCAGGCGUGUUGCGAAAUAAAGACGUCGUCGCGAAGCUGAGCGAGCUCAAGGCGAGUAAAGGCGUGAAGAUCGGCCUCACGCUGUCCGGGGUGGAACAGGCGGAUGUGCUGCGAGAAGCCAUGACGGUGACGGCGCCGGACGGUGCCAAACUCUUCGACUGCGUCCAGGCCACGUGGAACGUCAUGGAACAAUCCGCGGGUGCCGCGUUACUCGAGGCCAAGGAGUCUGGGAUGGAGGUGAUCGUCAAGGAAGCGUUGGCGAACGGCCGUCUGAGCUCCCGUAAUCCGGACGAUAGCGUCCUUCCCGUGAUGGAGGCGCUGAGGGCGCUGGCAAGCGACUUUGGCUCCCCGCCCGGGCGGUUCGACUCGUUCGUGUACAAGGCUGACUCGGCGGCCAUCGCCAUCGCCAUGAUUCAGGGUUUCCAGCCGAUGGUGCUGAGCGGCGCGGCGACGCCGCACCAGGUUCGCAGCAACGCCGGCGCGCUCACCCUUCUCAAGUACCUCACGAACGCGGGCGACGCGGCGGAGGGCCGGGUUCGAGAGAUACUCGAGAUGGCGAGGCAGGACCCGGAGUCGUACUGGGCCGACCGAGCCGCGCUCGAGUGGAACUGA